AUGUAUCACUUUCUACGCGAAAUCGAUGUUCUGGGAGUCGAUGAAUUUGGAUGUAUUCCUGCGCAGCUGGUCACCGUGAUGGAUAUCAUUCUCAGGAGAUUGCGAAGAAGCCCCAGGUUCAUGGGAGGGGUGCUCCUGAUGCCUACUAUGGACGCGAAACAACUCUACCCUAUCAAGGGAAACCAUCCCAUGUUGUCCAGCCACAUCAUCACCUGCUUUUCUUUCUAUCGUCUUGAGUGGUCCGUCCGUGCUGCUCGCGAUCCUCCAUUAUUGAGAAUGCAAAAAAUCACGCGAAUGCGUCAAUCUGAGCUGACGGAAGAGAUUCGACAGGAAUUUGUUGCAUUGUUUGUUCAGCACGUGGGUCAUAUAGACAAGCUCACAUCUCCGGGUGUGCCUCCCAACGCAACAUUUGUGUUUGCACACCUUGAUAAUGUCAAGGAACCUCACUCCCUGGUUCUGUACAAGGGCGCCGUGUAUCAGGCUACCUUCAAUUAUGCAGGACGUUUCUCUCAGGCACAGCUGGUAUACCUCCAUGAAAUUCCCCCCCAAUCCACUGUGAAUGAAAUGAAGCCAUUUGAUGCGUACGUUGCUCCACCCGGCUGUCGUGAGGCCCCACCUUUGGAUGUUACAGUACAAACGUUGGUUGAAGAGUUGGGCUGGAAGAAGGUCAAGGUAACAAAAUGCCCGGCUCAUUCGCGGCACGUUCAGAGAAACACGCUCGCGCGUCGAAUUCAAUAUGGCUUGAGGCUCUUCACCAGUGCAACAAUCCAUGGAGUCAUGGGCCAGACUCUCAAUGUUCUCGUGUCUCAAGUAUCAGACGAAGAUCCUUUGUAUUCACUUUGGGAACGUGAACAGGUCAUUGUCCUUCUCUCUCGCACACGACGUGCUCGUGACAUGAUUUUUGCAGGAGACAAAACUCAAACGGCUAAUGCCCUUUUCAACGCAUUGUUCAAGGUAUCCCAAUUUUCGGAGUACAUAGAGCAUCUUCUGGAUCGUCUCAUCGAAUACCACCCAGAGCACCCUCGCCAUUCUUCACACCAACAAACUCCUCUGACUCUACGGCAACAUGCUAUCCACUAUGCACAACAUCCUUUUAGAACAAAGGACGCGGAAAUACCAAGCAACUGCUCCGGAUUUGCAUACAUACUUGUCUCUCAGGCGCAACCCGAUGUGACAUACAUUGGGGAAACACAGAACCUCAGAGAGCGACUCACUCUGCACUAUCAGGGAUCCGCCUGCUCUCAGACUUCUAUCGAGCACCUACGACCUUGGGGAAUGCUUGCAUUUGUGGCGGGGUUUGAGUUUUCCAAGAGCCGUCGAAAAAGUUUUGAAAGUCGCUGGAAAGCUCUGCGUGAUGCUCUUCGUGGGUCUUACUCGGCCCAAAAGGUGGCGGAGCUGGCUCUUCAGGUGAUGGCCGAAAGGCAGAGAGACUACCCCGAAGAAAAACUCAGUUACGUUCAAUCAGUUAUAUGA
This is a messenger RNA of Seminavis robusta, 1473 nucleotides long. Lineage: Eukaryota; Bacillariophyta; Bacillariophyceae; Naviculales; Naviculaceae. The record is from the annotation of a GenBank genome assembly.